CCCGCCCGCGGCUGCGACUCCCGAGAAAGACUAGCGGGCUCCGGGGGCUUUGCGGCGUCCCCCGGCCGACGGUUUCGAGACGUGUCAGAUGGAAACAGCGCGUAACGGUCGUCCCAGUUGGCGAGUCGUCGUCGUCUGAGAGGAGAAAGUGAAGGCGGCCCCCACCACCACCACCACCACCCACCCACCACCCGAAGUGUCAGCGGGAGGAGGAAAUGACAUGUCGGCGUCUUAAACUUUGACGCCGAUAAACUCCGCCGCAGCCGAGAACGGGGAGAGUUGACGGCAACGGCCGUCCCAACUUCCAACGGUUUUUUUUCCUCUUGCUAGGAGAACAAAGGGACGACGCGUCCGUUCCGGAGGAGCUGGGGGGGGGAGAGGAUUAUUCGACGCCGCGACUUCGUUAAAUGCCGCGGGGGGACUCGGCGAGCUCGUCCCCCUCCUGCGUGUGCUGUGGAAAAAGGACAUGGACCAGGGGCCAUACUGCGAAGGAGCAUCUAUGUUAACGGUCUUCAAGGUGCCAGACGUUCACUCCACCGGAGCUCUUCGUCGCAUGUGCUGCCGCUAGCUUUGCAUGUAAAAAGGAUCCUUGGUGUCGGACGAGCCAUUUCAAAGCCGCCAUGGACGUCUUCCCCCGGCCGAGCGGCGAGAUCCAGAGAAGGAACCCGCAGCAGGACUUCGAGCUCAUCCAGCGGGUGGGAAGCGGCACUUACGGGGACGUGUACAAGGCUCGGAAUAUUCAGACAGGAGAGCUUGCAGCAGUGAAGAUUAUAAAGCUGGAACCAGGGGAUGACUUUUCCAUCAUUCAGCAGGAAAUCUUCAUGGUGAAGGAAUGCAUGCACCACAACAUUGUGGCCUACUUUGGGAGCUACCUCUGCCGAGAGAAGCUUUGGAUAUGUAUGGAAUACUGCGAUGGAGGAUCCCUCCAGGACAUUUAUCAUGUGACAGGACCUCUGUCUGAACUUCAGAUCGCCUACGUCUGUAGAGAGACCAUACAGGGUUUGGGAUACCUGCACAGCAAAGGCAAGAUGCACCGUGAUAUCAAGGGUGCCAAUAUACUUCUCAAAGACAACGGCGAUGUCAAGUUAGCUGACUUUGGAGUUGCAGCCAAAAUAACUGCCACCAUUGCCAAAAGGAAGUCGUUCAUUGGAACACCCUAUUGGAUGGCUCCCGAGGUUGCUGCAGUAGAGAAGAACGGAGGCUACAACCAGUUGUGUGACAUCUGGGCUGUCGGCAUCACGUCCAUUGAGCUGGCUGAGCUGCAACCCCCCAUGUUUGACCUACACCCAAUGAGAGCGUUGUUUCUGAUGUCAAAGAGCAGCUUUCAGCCUCCCAAGCUAAAAGACAAAACCAAGUGGUCCACGGCCUUCCAUAACUUCGUGAAAGUGGCUCUGACAAAGAACCCAAAGAAGAGGCCCACCGCAGAAAAACUUCUCUCUCAUGUGUUUGUGGCUCAGACUGGCCUGACCAGGAGGCUGGCUGUUGACCUCCUGGACAAGAUGAACAACCCAGACAACCACCAGCACUUCAGUGAAGUGGACGACGACGACCUCGAGCCUCUGUCUGCAGUCAGACACACCAUCCGCUCCACCAACAAGCAGGCGAGAGCUGAGAGGACACGCUCCGAGAUAAACUUCGACAAGGUCCAGUUCGAACCUCCACUUAGGAAGGAAACAGAGGCUCACUCCGAAAUGGAUGUGAGCAAAGAGAAUGACUUCCCUUCCCCCUGGAGUCCCUUUGCAGAGGGUGGAAUCACAACCAGGGGCCACAUUGCCCAUCUGGAAGAUGCCUUUGAAGAUGUAGAGCUGUCAACGCUUAAACCUGGAGUUCCUCCUCCUCUGCCUCCAAAGCCUCGACUGAACAGCUCGUCAGAUGAGCUGGGCCUGAAUGACGAGCGGUGCCUGACGGUGCGGAGGUUCCCCAACUCGGAGAACGGUCCGAGUCAGGUUGCCCGUAGACAGAGUACCCCGGAACAAGGCAACAAGGUGGAACACGCACCGCCCGAUUUCCUCUCUGUCAGUGUCAGCAGUCCUGGCCUGCUGUCACACGCCUCUGACCCUGAAAAUGAUUCAGAUGGUAGCGUGAAUGGAGGCAGUCCGAAGCCGCUACCCAACCGACCGCACCAGAAGGAGAAGAAAGAAUUCCCUAAACCAGCUAUCAACGGUCUGCCCCCUACUCCGAAAGUACUGAUGGGGGCCUGUUUCUCUAAGGUGUUUGACGGCUGCCCACUGAAGAUCAACUGUGCCACAUCUUGGAUCCACCCAGAUACUAAAGACCAAUAUCUCAUCUUUGGUACAGAGGAUGGCAUCUAUACCCUCAACUUAAAUGAGCUUCACGAAGCUACAAUGGAGCAGCUGUUCCCGAGGAAGUGCACAUGGCUCUACAUUAUAAACAACAACCUGAUGUCCUUAUCAGGGAAAACCUUCCAGCUAUACUCCCACAACCUCAUCGGGCUGUUUGAGCAGCUGAAAAAGCCUGGCCUGGCUGCCCAGUUCCAAACCCACCGCUUCCCAGAUAAGAUCCUUCCCAGGAGGUUUGCCUUGACAACUAAGAUCCCUGACACAAAGGGCUGUCACAAGUGCUGCAUCGUGAGGAACCCUUACACAGGCCACAAGUACCUUUGUGGAGCGCUGCAGUCUGGGAUCGUCCUGCUGCAGUGGUACGAACCGAUGCAGAAAUUUAUGCUUAUCAAGCACUUUGACUUCCCGCUGCCCAGCCCACUAAAGGUGUUUGAGAUGCUGGUGGUCCCAGAGCAGGAGUACCCCAUGGUGUGCGUGGCCAUCAGCCAGGGCACAGAGCCGGGCCAAGUGGUCCGUUUUGAGACCAUCAACCUUAACUCCUGCUCUUCCUGGUUCACGGAAAUGGGAACAAGUAAUCAGCAGGUGGAUGCUAUCCAUGUCACCCAACUUGAGAGAGACACAGUGUUGGUGUGUUUGGACCAAAAUUUGAAGAUUGUCAACCUCCAGGGAAAACUGAAGUCCAACAAAAAACUAGCAUCUGAGCUCAGCUUUGAUUUCUGCAUUGGAUCCGUUGUGUGCCUUCAGGACAGUGUGCUGGCCUUCUGGAAGCAUGGCAUGCAAGGAAAGAGCUUCAAGUCCAACGAGGUGACUCAGGAGAUAUCUGAUCCCAGCAGAGUCUUCCGUCUCCUUGGAUCUGACAGGGUGGUGGUUUUGGAGAGCCGGCCGACGGACAACCCCACAGCCCUGAGUAACCUCUACAUCCUGGCAGGUCACGAGAACAGUUACUGAUCCCUGUCCCAGAGACCGGAAGGUUUUUCAGAGGUGUGGAUGGGUUGCCUCAGGUUUAUUUUAUCCUCUUUCUUUUUUUGGGAGUGUACACCAGCAUUUGGCCGACGAGGCUUUAGCGUCAAGGGAAUCCAACUGGCUUGAAAAAAAUGAUUACUGGGAGCUUUUUGUUACUGAUCGCUGGAUCCGUAGGUCAGUAAAAGAGGGGUGGGAUUGAUUUCAAAGGACACCCUCCUCACUUCGGAUCCAUACGAGGCCUUACGUCGUCCGCCGCCGCUCGCCACAGGCGGCGCUGACUAACCUGACUUGAGCUGAAUGUGGAGAAACAAUAAAGGCUGAGCAGAGCAUUGAUGUGACCUGGACUGCGGACUGUGUCGGAAACCAGACAUGUAGGGGUAAAAUUGGAGGGGGGAGGGGGGGGCAUUAAAAUUCAGAAGGAAUUUCUAUAGUAUUAGUGGGAUAAAAAUGCGAGGUUUCUAAGAUGAAGAAUGAAUGGUGUCAUGUGUAACACACAAAAACAAAAUAUUGAUCGUUCCUUUGGCCGGAGCGGGGGGAAGACUUCACGAAGCUUUUUUGGGUCAAACUAAUGCAAUAAUCCCUAAAGAGAACCCUGAUGAUUCCACGUGGGUUAUUCAGACGUUAUUUAUUAAUCUCUACAGUAACGGGGCAUGUUGGGUUUUACAGGCCACAUUAAUGGACUGCAGCAGACAGAUGCAGUCCGCUCUGCCUAGAGUUGAACUACCUAGUGUGUGUG
Molecule: messenger RNA, 3999 nt
Organism: Lampris incognitus (smalleye Pacific opah)
Lineage: Eukaryota; Metazoa; Chordata; Actinopteri; Lampriformes; Lampridae
Gene: map4k5
Product: mitogen-activated protein kinase kinase kinase kinase 5
Exons: 33
Coding region: 621-3248 (875 amino acids)
Biological process (GO): protein phosphorylation
Molecular function (GO): MAP kinase kinase kinase kinase activity; ATP binding
Source: RefSeq, a predicted model, not a curated record